Paramuricea clavata is the source of this 21786-nucleotide messenger RNA. NCBI's taxonomy places the organism in Eukaryota, Metazoa, Cnidaria, Anthozoa, Malacalcyonacea, Plexauridae. The record is from the annotation of a GenBank genome assembly.
UCAAAGAUAAACCUGUGAAUACGAAGUUUAAUGUAACCAAAGGCCAAGUUCUUCUAGAUGGUGCGACUGUGGUUCUAGAAUGUACUGCAGAUGCUGAUCCAGUAGCUAAAUUCAGCUUUUUUGGUGAAGGUAUAUCACCAGUGAUUGGCAGUGACCCUGCAAAACCAACUGUCAAAAUAGAUCUCAGUCAUGAUGGCGGUAAAGUCAGUUGUACUCCAUCCAAUAGACUUGGCAAUGGACCAACAGUUGUCCUGCUAAUCGAUGUAAAAGGUAAAAUAUUUAACACUAAUGUACCAUUUGGAAUUACGCGGUUGGUUUGUAAAGCCAUUCAGGAAGUGGGUCACAUCGUGCAACUAAAUGUAAGUCAAAAUACAAGAACGGGCACAUUUUUUAUUAUAACCACUGCAUAUUUUUGGAGCACUGUAUGGGCUGCAUCGUUAACAUACAAUGCAUGUAUGUAGUGUUGAGAAAUAGUUUCGCACCAUUUUCUUAAAACAACUGAAAGCUAUAAAAAUUAUGUUACGGUAUACAAUGACUUUUCGAUUCGACGCUUUGUAAAAUCAUGGUACACAUUGUUCUUUAUUACAGUUCCACCCCAAGUUAUUGCUUUUCCAACGAAAUUAGAUGCAAUUGAAGGACGAAAUAUUUCUGUGAAAUGUGAAGCUUCAGGAAAACCUGCACCUGAAAUAGUCUGGCUUAAAGAUGGUUCACCUUUGAGGAAAAUGCCUCCAUAUUAUAUCACUGGUCGAGCUAUAGGCAGCACGUUGUUUAUAUCUAAGUCUACACUGAUAUUGGCUCCUGCAAGAAGGGAGGAUAAUGGGAACUACGGUUGUCAAGCAAUAAAUCCUCAUGGAAGGCUAGUCAAAUCUGUUAGACUAAAUUUGAUGUGUAAGUACUGUACCGAUAGUGGUAAUAUAGGACUAUCCAUACGAAGGUUACUGUAAAUAGUCGCGAAAACAACGAGUAGUUUAUAUUCAUAAUUUAGUCCAUAUUGAGAAAGUUUUUUGAAGGAUGCAAAUUUGUUUAUUGAGUCUCUCAAUAUUAGUGAGCGGAUUUCCAAACAGGUUAUUGCCUAGUUGAUAGAGGAUCCGAUUUUAACGUCCUUAUUCGAGAAGUCCAUUUCCUGAUGUCAUUGUUUAGGUAGUUUGUUCUCCUCAAUUAUUUUAAGACCUUGAGUAUAGAGGUAUUCGGAUUGAAUCCGGGUCUUCCAGGUUGAAAAGAAAGCGUGGUGACCAUGCAUUACAAGUGCUGGUUAAUCUACUUGGAAAAAUAUAAAAACCUCGACGUUUCCAGCGGAGAAGCGUACUAAUUUCCAUAUGAACGACCUUCGCUCGAAACGUCGAAAUAUUUUAGUGCUGUGCGCCAGAGGACUGAGCUCGAGUUUUCCCAGAGUUCCGUCGUUGUUUGGUCAGCCGCAGCCAGAGUUGCGGUGUUCUAUAGUCGGAAUGACAAGAAAUGUGACAAUUUCGAAGAAUUAGCGAUGGUUACCUACCUCCUCCGCAGGCCGUAAUGAAUUAUUUAAUUUCGUAAGGCAGAGUACUGAAUUUGUUGAAAUUUCAUAUUAAUCUGAAGUCAUAUAUGUUGUAUCAAGCAUUUCUUGGAGCCGGAGCUGAAAAACCGGAGUUUGCACAUCAAUAUUUUAGUUAAUUCAGACAGCCGCUUGAUGGGACAUCUCAACGUGUGGCCGUCAGAAAUUCAGCUGACCAUCAACCAAACUCGUCAAUUUUUUAUUCAAAGGCGAGGUUACAGUAGUAUAAUAAACUCCGCGAGUGAUAUUGCUUCUUAAUUUGUUGCAAAAGUUGAGUUUAUUUAACGAUGUUUAAUACAAGGAUACGUUACAGAUCUCAUUUGUGUUUUGCUCAUGAAUAAUUGCUCAUGAGUUUCUGUAUAAACAAUUGACUGUUUUUGUUUCAUUUUCCAGACCUUCCUGAAGUGAAGAAUAAAAAUGACUUUAAAGAACGCGAAGUUCGUGUUGGUGCAGACGUGGAUCUUCCUUGUCGAGCUGAAGGCAAUCCUCCAACAGCGUAUUAUGUUUGGAGGUGGGAAAAUGGCACUGUUAUACAAAAUAAAACUACGGGAUUACUAAGGUUUGAUAAUAUUCAACCCCGCGAAGGAGGACGUUUAUCUUGUGCUGGCGGAAGUUACGUCGGUGAAGGAGAAAAAGUGUCUGUUAAUGUUUUGGUGAGAGGUAAGGUUGCUUCACGUAAUUAAGAAAUAGAAAACGAGUCGCGUGUGUUUAUGGUGGGAUAAUGCACAAAGGGGGUGUUGGGAGAAUACGAGAGAAGCGCAACUUGUACUGUUAGCGCGUGUUGAUUUCUUGAAACGAUUUAAUUUAUCUCUAGUCCAGGACUAGACCUCCUACGUUAAAUGGAGAAUCGCAUGCAAUCUAUAAUUUCCAUCCAUAUUCCCUUUUCAUCUUUUCCCAUUUUUAAGCUAAAUUAAUUGCUUUUAGUUCCUCCAAGAAUAGUUGUACCUCCUCAACAAAGGGUUUCGCUGAACGAAUCCGACAGACUUCAAUUGUUUUGUAACGCGACUGGUGUACCUGAGCCUACCAUACAUUGGACCAGAGAUGGUACCAUACUUCGUUAUACAGGAGACCAUCUCAGCAUAUCUGACGUGAAGUAUACAGACAGAGGCAUGUAUGUUUGUACCGCUGAAAAUGGAAUACCGCCAAAUGUUUCUGCAUCGAGUAUCGUCACUAUAUAUUGUAAGUACUGCAUGUACAUCUAAUUGUAGACGAGCUUAUAAUAUGUCAUGUAUAAAGAGGGCUUUACUAAUGACAAUAUAAUAGACGGAUUUACUAUCUUAAGGUUUUAGGCCAUGCACUAUACUCAUGUUUUGCAUCCCCGGCUUCCCCUUUUAUGUUCAGCAGCGUAUUGCUUCGUUUACUACCUAAUAGACAAUUUCCAGAUGAAUUGUUUUUCGAAUUUUUUAACAGGAAUUCUAACACAAACUGCGACAACUUUAUUGUUGUAGAAUACUCCAUACAAUGGACGCUACGUUUUAAGAUAUCGUUUUCAGAUAGUCCAAACACAAAUCACGACCGCUUAUUGCUGAAUACUACUUUCAGUGGACCCCCAUGUUUGAGAGCCUAGUGGUUCAAUCACAAACCAUGGCCGGAAGCGUAUUAAAGAAUACUGAAGCCCACAUUUGAUCUACAAACCUCACGAAUCUUGUCUUGAUUUUAUGUUGGGAUAAUUAUAUCGAAAUGAUAUUCUAUUUGUUAAAAAGUUGGGGAAGGGAUAGGAAUCCGAAUUUAAGAUUUUGUUGGCAUCUCACUCGAUUGAAUAAUUGUUGAAGGGUAUUGUAGUCUGUAGAUGGAAAUUAUUGAUAUUAUACCCUUCAACUAAUAUUCAAUCGAGGGAGAUGCCAACAAAAUCUUGGUAUUUACCCAUAACUUAUACAUAGCAGUACCCUAGUAGCUAUAUGCAUGAACUUGUGGUUAGAGCUCGACAACUGGCCUAUGUAGCUGCAGUUUGAAUUGAUUAAUUUGCCACAAAUUAUUACGAAAUAAAACAACAAUUAUUACAAAAGUAAUAUUAGAAAGAGGUAGUCCAACUAUAGAAGCCGAGAUUUAUUAAUUGCUAGACUAUACCUCAUGUCAAGUAUUUAUGAAUAAGUUACCAAAUAUAUAUAGAGGUAGAAUAGUGAGCAGUCGUAUAACAUGGAAACUAAUAUAAUACAAAGGCACACAAAUAACAUCAAAAGGCAGAUACUUAGAUGCACACAUGCACCUAGAUGUAAUUAAAUAUUAUUUAGUUACAAUCAUCAGAUAAAUUAGUUGUUUAGAGCGUUGCACCAGUAUCGCAAGGCCGCUUGUGCUUUGGAUUCCAGCUGUCCCUGAUUAGGGCUAAUAAACUUAUAUAAAUUUCUACUCGAUAAUUUCCAUCUACAAGACCCUUCAAAUAGGAAUCCGAAGCCUUUUGUUCCUGAUAAUGCAGCAAAAAUAAUAGCUGGAGCCAAUUAUGAAAUCAGAUCUGUUGAGGUCCUUGAUUGUCUCUCUUGGAAACCUCUUUAAUGUGAGACGUGACCAGCACAAAUCUAUCUUUCUUUAUAAAAUCUGUACUAACCUUACCACUCCCAAUUUUUGAAACAAGUCAACUGUUAUUAUUUCGAGAAGUGAUGUGGAAACAGUCAUAUGAUCUUAGAACUAAUGUAAGUUUAUCUCAAAAAAAGUUCAAAUACAGCGGGGCUAAGUUAUGGAAUGCACUUCCACCUGAUGUUCGACUCCAUCGAUUUACACCUUUAAAAAUGGUGUGUAAGUCAAUGAACUAGAGGUGUGCAAAUCCGAUCCGAUUCGUUUGGAUUUCGGAACCAAAAUAUUCAUAUCGGAUCGGAUUGAUAAAGUUGUUUCGUAGUCGGAUCAGAUCGGAUCGGACUUCGAUAUCCGAAAUAAAAUGAAUUAAUUAUCCACGCAUUAUCGCAAGGCUUAAUUAUCCAUGCAUUUAUCAAAGCAUUAUCAUUAUCGCGGUUGUCGCUGCAUUAUUCGUUUGAUACUUCAAUUGGACGUCACUUUGUCAGCUUCUUGACAUGUAUUUCUUGCUUUUAUAUUCAUUUGGUUAAAUAUUUCAACUUGAAUGAGAAAUUUAUUUUAUUAAAGAAUCCAUCGGAUCGGAUUGGAAUUCUUUGUCAAAACUCGGAUCGGAUUCGGAUUAGACAAUUUCGGAUCGGAUUUUAAACAUUAGCCAAUUGUCGGAUUAUAAACGUCCAAUCCGAUCCGAUGCACACCUCUACAAUGAAGCGUCCAUUCCUCGAUGAGCUGCGUCACACUGCGAUCUUGUAUUUAUUUUAAUAAUUACUUAUUUGUUAUUGUCGAUGAUUAUAUUUAUAUCUGUACCUGCAGGGUUCACGAUAAAGGUUAGGGUUGUGGUUUGAAUUUGGAGUAGGCGGCAUUUUGAAAGACGCAGGCGGCUAUGUGAUGGCAAAUGUACCACUUGCCUGAGCGGGAGAUCUAAUGACGUCUAAAAGUCGUCUAUGUUAGAAAAGCAAGGCACCUUUCGGAAGUUUAGGAGGAAAUAUUUUGUCUAGGCUAUAGACGGCGAAAAUCGGUUGUCGGCUUCUAUUUGAAACCCUGAUAACAGUCUGGACACUCCCCAUUGAAACCAGCUUUUGCUGAUAGGGCUAGCGCACUGAUCUGUACUAAGACUGGAUAACGCAUCUAUAGUAUACAAAAGUGAAGCCGGAAGUCACUGGCCGCCACCCGAUUCAAGGGUCCCACUUUUGUAUAGAUUUGUAUUACAGAUGGUAGUUUUUCGAGUUUUUUGCCUUGGCUACGUUUCCAACCGGGCUAAUUUUACAAUCACAAAGAUAGAAGCAUACAAGAAGAAUUUGAGCAAAAAAUUUGGAGUAUUAUGGCUUUAUAACGCCGCGAAACUGGAUUUACAACUCUGAAGGAGUGGAGAGCCUCAGACUUUGUUUAUCAACACGAGCUCGUUUUGCUACUUUCAUACAAAAUCAACUCAAAAUAUACAAGAAUUACUGUUACUGGACGAAUAUUCUCAGGAAAUUUGAAGAAAUGAAGCAGCUACAUUGUAAACGAAAGCGUACUUAGGUUAGUUUUAAAAUACCUUGAGGCUACUUUUAUAAUUAUAUGAAAAUUAAGGAACAGUUUUAAAUGUCAACUUUGUCAAGAACAUUCCCUCGACUUGUCGAGAAGUUUUAUAUGUUUUAAAGUAGGAAGACAAGUGACAAUCAAAUAUUUUUUAAUCCAAAUUAACAAUGAGUCGAUAUAAUGUUAUUUUAAUUCAUAUAAUUAUAAAAGUAGCCUCAAGGUAUUUUAAAACUAACCUCAGUACGCUUUCGUUUACAAUGUAGCUUCUUCAUUUCUUCAAAUUUCCUGAGAAUAUAUUCGUCCAUGCAGUAACAGUAAUUCUUGUAUAUUUUGAGUUGAUUUUGUAUGAAAGUAGCAAAACGAGCUCGUGUUGAUAAACAAAAUCUGAGGCUCUCCACUCCUUCAGAGUUGUAAAUCCCGUUUCGCGACGUUAUAACGCCAUAAUACUCCAAAUUUUUUGCUCAAAAUUCUUCUUGUAUGCUUCUGUCUUUGUGAUUGUAAAAUUAGCCCGGUCGGAAACGUAGCCAAGGCAAAAAGCGCGAAAAACUACCAUCUGUAAUACAAAUCUAUGCAAAAGUGGGACCCUUGAAUCGGGUGGCGGCCGGUGACUUCCGGCUUCACUUUUGUAUACUAUAGAUGCGUUAUCCAGUCUUAGUACAGAUCAGUGGGGCUAGCGUCAUGAAAUAAAGUUUUAAAUAAAGAAACAUCUUUUCCAGUUCGUCCAGUGAUCCAAACAACUUCAGCCGCAGCUACAUUAUUAGGAGCUGACUCUGGAGAUCUAGUGACAUUAGUGUGUAUCGCCGACGCUCUACCUGUGGCUAUAUUCAAGUGGCGUUCUUAUCCUUCCAUGCAAGAACUGAAUGACACUUUAACAGAUGUACUGAGUAUAAAGCAGGACGAUGAAAGGACAUUAACCAUGCAAGUGAGAGCGAGAUUUGGUGCGAAAUAUGAAUGUUAUACUUACAAUGAUCGAGGAACUGAUACUCAGAUUUAUGAAAUUCGUCCUAAAGGUAAGGCCUAACAUAUUAUCUGCAUUUAGUGUUUUAGUGUAAGCAAUAUAUAUCAAGACCAGAAAUGCGUGUAAAUGCUGCACUGUAAAUCUCGCAGUGUUGUACCAACACUAAAAUAGUGUAUAAUUACACUAUUAGGUGUUAAAUGGAAUUUAACACCAUUCGAGUGUAACUCAAUCUCGUACUCAGAGCAAUGCCUGUGCGCGGGCUAGGAUGGCAUUGGCUCUGGGGAAAUUGAAUUUUUCCUGUGCUGUGAUUGGUUUAACGUUUGUCAAUCGUGCAUGCCGACAAAGAACCGGAAAUUUCCUGUUUACCACACGAGGCUGGAAUGACAUUCUGCUAGCAGUCUGAGGGGUUCCUUCUUUGUGUAGGAUUCUGGGACUGUCCUGCAUGCGUUUCUACAGCUUGUGUAAUGAAAGUAAGCAAAUUACUUAUCACAAAGUAGUUAUCCAAUUUUACACGAUAACACGUACACGUCUCAUUUUACAAAUACUAAAUUCUAGGUCCACCCGAAGCCCCACGCUUGGACAGUAUCCAUACCUACAUCAAGAAUGUCCAAGAUCAACUUUCCACAGUUCAUGUUUAUCUCAAAUGGACACCUGGGUACAACGGGGGACAAAAAGUGUGGUAUAAUGUUUAUUAUGGACUCCGUGCUGACCAAGCACAGGUUGUCCCUCGCGUAGAUGAUGAAUGUCAUUGUUAUACAAUCAGUCAAGAUCUGGAGGCAAAUAAAGAUUACAUAUUUUACGUUCAAGCUCAAAAUAGUGAUGGACCAAGCAAUAGCAGUAAUCAUAUACAACGGAGAACGAAAGGUAGGUUUUAUGCUCGCUUCUCCACAGAGCUUUCUCGGGAAGAAGAAAAAGCUUUGAGAUACAAGAUAUAAACAAGCCAACAAGGAGAUUAGGGGAAGCGAUAGAUAGAGGCGCUCUAGAAGGUAAUGAGCCAACUGAGAAAACCUUAUAGAGUUCACUGGAGAAAACCCCCUCAGUUUGAAUUUUCUAGCGCCUGUAUUUCUCGCCAAAUCGCCUUGUUUAUGCGGAGCAGAGAGGGUUUUUAUGUGUUGAUAGAAAUCUGCCGAGUAUCAAAAUGUAAACGAAACUGUACAGGACGGAGAACUAAGGGUAAGUUCCUUGUAGGUUUGGAUGGUGAUAUGUUGUUUAUUUUUUGGCAAAGGUUUCGAUAUCACUUUAAAAACUUGUGAAUUCCAUAGUAUGAAAUUUUCAAUUGCAUCUCCAAAUCCAUAAUGUCUCAUAGUAUUUCCGUACUGUUUCCAUAGUAAGGCUUUUGAAAAAAAUUCCAGUGAUAUACGAGUCUUGAUUUUCUGCUGAUGUAUAGGACAGUUUAAUCGACAGUCUAUAUGCAGUUAAAACUACGUUUUAGGAUAGGAAAGAGGAUAUUUUGCCAUAUGUUUGUAGCGGUAGUGAUAGCCUCUGAGUUUGUCACCAGCCCUUAAAUCUAUUUUGUUUAGCAAUGUUGAAUUGGUUAUGUUUUGCACGCGCUAUUCCUUGUCGUUAGGAUCAACGUAUAACCUGCGCUCCAAGGCCCUUUGCAAAGCCAGCUAAAAAAAACCGCCCACUUUUAUGGCGUCUGUGUUGUUUUAAAUAUCACUAAGUUUGGUAUAAUUUAUGUACUUGCUAAAGUUUGCUUUCUUUUUCACUUGCAGCGUUUUACGGAUCAGGUACGUUGGUUCUUAAUUUUUAAAGGAUUGUUUAUUCUAAGACAAUCUCUUUCCUUUAUUGUACCAGUAGCAGAGUUGCAAAAAAGCUCAAGGUAUGGCGGGUACCACCCAUGAGGUACGUUUGCCAUAUGUGAGGUCAGUGAGGAAGGUUUAAUGUGGAACUUUCUGGUGACGACGUUUAUGUAGCAAUCGUUAUAAGAUAUACAUUUACUAGCAAUCGUCAGCCUGUACUGUUUAUGUGCAUGUAUGUGAUCAACCAGUUGAUCAGUGUAACAUAUACAUUUUCUAUAGCAAUCGUCAGCCUGUACUGUUUAUGUGCAUGUAUCUGAUCAACGAGUUGAUCAAUGCAACAUAUACAUUUUCUAUAGCAAUCGUCAGCCUGUACUGUUUAUGUGCAUGUAUCUGAUCAACCAGUUGAUCAAUGCAACAUAUACAUUUACUAUAGCAAUCGUCAGCCUGUACUGUUUAUGUGCAUGCAUGUAAUCAACGAGUUGAUCAAUGUAACAUAUACAUUUUCUAUAGCAAUCGUCAGCCUGUACUGUUUAUGUGCAUGUAUCUGAUCAACCAGUUGAUCAAUGCAACAUAUACAUUUACUAUAGCAAUCGUCAGCCUGUACUGUUUAUGUGCAUGUAUGUAAUCAACGAGUUGAUCAAUGUAACAUAUACAUUUCUUUAGCAAUCGUCAGCCUGUACUGUUUAUGUGCAUGUAUGUGAUCAACCAGAUGAUCAAUGCUAAAUAGUAUAGUCGGUGGAAAAUGGGAAUAAGAAGUCGAUUUUGAAUGAGAUAAUUUACAUAUUUUGCAAUUUGAAAAGCCAUAAUCCAUAUUAUUUUAGGUUUAAAAACCUCACAUUUUCCCUGGAGGAAGGUUGAACACCUCUACUUCCUUCUACUAAUAUAUUUAACUUUAUUUCUACAGCCUCGAUUGAAAGACUUGAUGAUGGCAAAAUUGUUAAAGUAUCGUUUGUGAUCUACACAAAAGAAAACUUAACCAAACAAGUAAGAUUUCGUGAAAACAAAGAGAGAAGUUCCUGGGACACAAGAACUACAGACCCUGAUGUUCAAGUACCGUUGGUUAUUGAAGAGUUGGACCCAGAGAAACAUUAUCUGUUCCAAGUUCUGUGGUAUGCUGAGGGGAAAAUACAAAUUACUGACGGAGGUGAAGGUACGGAAACUACUGUGUAUAGGUUAAAGCUUGUACGACCUCAAAGUACGUUAAGAGGCAGUUAGAUUCUUCAACCAACUUCUUGAAUAUUGUCGAACUCUUUACACUUGGUCCCAACACCAUAGACGGAUUUUCUCGUCUUACGUCAUUGCCUCGCAGGGCCGCCGAGACGGAGGAGCAGGGGGGCAAAUGGCCCCGAGGUGCUGGGGGCCCCUGAAAAAUUUUUGUUGAGCCCCAGUCUUUUUUGUGUGUUAAAUAUUUCCGCGCAAAGGACAAGAUAUCUGUUUUCUUGGGCUAAGUACCGAAAUUUGGCAUAAAAAAAUGAGGUAAAGUCCAUGAAAAGCAAUAGCAACGUACUCGUCCUGAAAAAUUUUUUACUCCGGAAAAAAUUUUUUACCCCUAAAAUGGUACACUGACCGAAAAGUUUUUGGCGACGGGGGGGGUUGAUCUCCGAAAACAAUUUUUUUGAUAGGGGGCCCCCAAAAAUAAAUUUGCCCCGGGCCCCCGCCAACCUCUCGGCGGCCCUGUUGCUUCCAUGGCGAAAAUCUCUGGCAUAGAUUGUACACCAUUGGUAUUUUAUACUAAAAGCAUUUCCAAAACGUUUGCCUGCAUGACGGACAAAAAAUGGCUGACCACGUAGGCUUCCUUCCAUUUUCCUGCAAAACUAUACCGGUGAACGCCAGGGAAAAUGACAAGAAGAACUCUUUUAAUCACGUGAUGAACGUUUGUUAUUUUUAUUCCAGUUGGAUCAUGGAAACCGCCAGUGGAUAGUGCAAGAUCCAGCAGUACUUUAAGUAAAGAAGAGAUUAUCGCUAUCAUUGCUGGUGUUGGUGGAUUUAUUCUAAUUGUUAUUCUUGUUUUAUUUUUGUGUCUCAUUCGAAGACGACAAAAACCUAAACGAGGUAAUUUUUCCGGCAAAAUCAGGAAACUUGCAAUAUCUCACAGUGCACGUGCACAUGCACUCACAGUGCACGUGCACAAGUACACGAUCAAGCUCAUGUGAACAACAUCGCACCUUCGUUCAUUCACCAUGAUUUUUUUGCAAAAUGUGGUGUGUCAAUAGAUCUAUUAAGCCAACUGUUUAGCUGAGUUUCACCGACCGUGGGAAAGCAAACUUCUUAUCAACCCUGUACAGUGUAGAACUUGAAAAGUCCGUUGAAUUCUAGAAAGCUCAUGAAUAAAAGUUAUUUGGAAAUUUUAGUUUUUGGCGACGUAUUGAAACUCUUACUGAAACUCUUGUCUUAUCACUAUAUUUUAUGUUUUUCAGAUGAAACAGUUGUUGUUAUGCGCAGGUAAAUUAUCAGCAAUUCGAUAUCAUCAUUUACAUUUCCUAAGUGUAAAUUGUAAAUUGUAAAUAAUUUAUUAUUGAAGCGUAUAGUCUGGAGGAAGAUAUUUCUUUUCACGCAAUUUGAUUGGUUGUUCAUCUCCAGAUAUCCAUGCACUAUUCACUUCGGGAUAAAAACAAAAUGUCUUCCCGUUUCGUUCCGGUUGCAGGCGAGCAAAUGUUUGUACUAAACGAAGCUAUGGUUUCGCCAAACACGAAGAAAGCCACAAAGAUUUGUUUCUAAUGAAUAAAAAAUGAUAAAAUUGCCGAAAGCGUGUAAAUACUGCUUUGUUUACAAAUAUUAUGGGAGCUGAAAUACAAAUGGUUUUAGAAAUAUUUUCGUUGAUUUUUCUUGUUUUGUUGUGGUAUGUGCUCAACACUUCGCGUUUUGGUGAAUAUAUCCUUGCACUAUAUUCACUCCACUUCGGUGAAUAAUUGUUAAUUAUGUUUUCUUUUGCUGCAGACAGCCACAAAGUGCAGACGUGGUUACCCGACGUAGUUUGAUUGGUUCUGUUGAAGAUGAUCCUUUCGAGUCUGCGCAUUAUGGAACACAGGAGAGGAAGAAAAAGACGAGAGGUAAAAAUUCUUACAUCAUUUACUUCCCGAAUUUUCCCCGAGGCGCCAUUCCAGGCGAUAGCUCAGGGCAAGGGUACGAUAAUAGUACAAGUACUUUGAGCAUCGACUUUGGAUUGACAAUAGCGAGCUUCUAACAAGCAACGCUUUUGUCAACACGGACAUCAUCCGAAAAUUAGUAGAACUAUGAUAUUGGCGACAUGCAUCAUAGCAAAGAAGCAAAAAACUUUGCAUUUUAUGUAAAGAAGCAAAAAAAACUUUAAAAAUCUUAUUAAUGAAUGUAGCCUGCGUGUGAGACAUACUGUCGUCAUUGAUUUCAAUUAUGUCGUAUUUUAUUUGUUAUAUACAACAACAUUAAUUACUGUGAACAUAAGUAGUGUGGGGGGCGAGGUUCUUUGGAAAUUCCUAGGUGGGGAAUAUACUUAGAAUUCCUGCCACGUCAUUCUGCUGGGGUGCUUUGCCUUUAUUCAGUGCGAUAAUCGAUAUACUUUCUACCCAUAAUGAUAUUUUGACAAGUUUAAGCAACAAAUUAAACCAUGAGUAAAAUGAACUUCUACUAAUACAUCACGUUGCUCAAUUUUUCGACUAAUUUAGAAUGUAUUUAAUACUUCAGAUAGUUAUUAUCUACCUGACUCGGAAGAUAUGAACACAUUCAACGGCGAUGACAACAACACAGCCAAGCGUGUGAGCCCAGCAGAGAGUAGCCAAGCUUACCAACCCUUUAAUGUUGCUCAGAAAUCAAAAUAUAACGAGGAUGAAAGGUCAAGUAGUGAUGAUGACUCGUACAGAUAUAAAAAUCGCAAACAACAACCCUCAGAUGAUGAACUGUCCUCGGAACCAGGUUAUGCAAGAGUUGGAGACAAUGGGAAAAUAUCACGUGACAAUAUUGAUGGACCACGUGAGCCAGUUCGCCCUAACCAAAAUGAUACUUAUGCUAAAGUCAAUAAAAGAAAUAACAAUAACCGUCCGAUGUCUAAUGGACGUAAGUAUACCGUAUGUUGAGUUUAUACAGUAACUGCUCUAACAUGGCAUCACAUGUAUGGAAAAACGGAUAUAGAAUUGACUUUAACAAAGGGGAAAUUAUUGACAAGGGAAAUUCUAUACUGAGGAAAACACUGCAAUCGUGGCACACGGAAACAACUAAAAACGCGGAAAACAAUGGGAAAUUCCAGCUAUACACUAAAUUUUGAUCUGGGCAAGAAGAACAAAAUCCAUCACCACAGCUAGAAAGAGUAUGUCGAAAUUAGUAAAAUUGCAAAGUUUGGUUGCGAAAGGUUGUAAAAUGCGGAAAAUAUAGCCCUGCGAAAUUUGCAAAUGUCGUAUUAAUUUGUAUUACGCACGGGAAACCACUUUCGGCCCAAAUUCACCUCACUUUAAGUAGUGAUUUAUUCAUAUGAGAUGUCACUUGGAAUUCUCCAAUUCGGACUGGACUAGAUUUCAGGUCCUCGCAUUUUGACCCUGCGGACUUGAAAUCUAGUCCAGUCCUCAUAGUCGGAUUUGAAAUAUUAAAUAAAGCAUAUUCUAUCAAGAUAUGAUCGUCUGCAAACUAAACAAAAGUCAUUGUGUUAUGUUUUUGCCUGAGUUUAUGUUAAUCUAUGCAUGGUCACUAUGAUUGAGCUCAUUGUUGUCCAAUAGGCUGAGGUGAAACAUGCAACCACGAUGAAUAAUAUAUUUAAUGAAGUUAGGACAAAGUAUUUAUGUACGGGCCGGGAGAUACAGUCAUCACUAGGUUUUAGACCCCCCGCGCACACGAACGAGAACAUGUGCAUAUAAAUGGUGGUCUGCAAUACACAUUUAUAAAGACAUAGUUGUGGAAAACGAUAUAUAUUUAUGCAUCCUUCUCUGCAAAUUAUAAAAACAAAGAAAAAUAAUAUUGUCGCCGUAUUUGCUGAUAAUUCCGUAACCGCUAUAGAAAAACAAUUUACAGAAAAUUACAACAGGCUACAAAAGCAGAAUUGGGACGGUUCUUGUAUUUUCACUGUAAAACAUUUCUUAAUUCCAUAUUUUUGUAUAUUUUAUUUAGGUGGAGCUCCUCCCCCAUAUCGACCACGUUCAACAACCGACACUCCACUUCCUCCCUACCCUGACGAUCAUUUAGAUCUUGAUGACCCCUCUGCUGCUCAAUUUGACGACCCUCUACCCCCUCCCAUGCCAGUUUUUAAUUCACGUUCUAUACCAGGUAUUGUUCAAUACUUGAAUUGAUUGUUGUAAAUGUAGUCGCUGGGAAUAUGCCAGGCUUUCUCCUUGCAUUUCUGCUGUAUACGAGAAUUCCUGAAAUACGAGAAUUCCUGAAGCGUACAAUUUAUAGAUCAAUAGGUUUCUGAGAAAGUGCGCGCUGUCCCGCAUGGUGGCAAAUUGCGAUUUUGACGACUAAUUGACAAUUCCGAUUUACAAAAGGGAUUUUGAAUUUCAAAACAACAAGAAAAUUAUAUGAUUGGGAUUCCAAUAUCAGCGAUCUAUAAGGCUCAGAUUCCAGCCGUUUGUUUCGAGUGCCGAGAACCAAACGGCUGGAAUCUGAGCCUAUCUAUAAGAUUGCAUAAGAAAAUUUCCUGCAAAGAUAUUUUGCUGAAGAUUUCCCGGUAGCGGUGCUACUGGCGCUGCCGCUGACGUUUCCCAGCACGGCAGGAAAUUGAAGGAUGUAGUUGAGAUCAUGCGUCUGUGAUUCGUUUACUGAAAGUGGUAUUAAUGUUGCAUGCGGAUAUAAAAGAUAUAAUAAUUGACCCUUGAAAUAUCUCCUGGUUCAACUGUUACGGUAAUUUAAACACCCCCACCAAGCUCUCAUUCUAGCGCUUGUUUGCCUUUCAAGCUGGGAGACCCAAAUCCUUGGUCGGUCCUCUACUCAAGGUCUUAAAAUAAUUGAGGACAAAGUGCUACCUUUACAUUGACAUUUGUAACUGGUUAGAUUUUAGCAUCUAGGAUAAAGACGUUAAAUCGUAGGUACCUCGGAAAUCCGCAACCUCGUUCCCAGGCUCUUUCCUGGGAACGAGGUUGGGAAAUCCGCUUACAAAUGAGUGAAAAACUCCAAAACAAAGAAAUAAACAUUUAAUAUAAUCCAUCCUUUGGAGAAAAAUUGGGCGUAAAAACGUAAUUUUUUCCCCUCAGAUGCUGUUUGGAACGACCGUUAUUCCGAUGAUCCACACGACUCGGUUGACACGACAUUGGAAAGACAUAAAUCACCUGUAAGAAAUUCACUUUUUACGUUGUACACCUAAUCCAUGUACACCAUAGUCCACGUAUUUAACUCGUUUGAUGUUUUGACUCGCUUUUGGAAGGUUAACCAUGCAUGUUGUUGUAUCGCUUUGUUAUUCAUUUGUAUGUCUAGUUACUUGCGUUCUUGUAGUUUUACUUUCAAUGGAUGCGUGUUGUUUGUUUGCCAACUGCUUCUGGUAAAGCUACGUUACGGCAUAUGAUGGUCAUCCACAAUAUUCAUAUUUUGGUACUUGUUUUCUCAUUCUGGUGACGUGGCAGUGUUCAGAUGACUUCUUUAACUAACCAGUAUGAAUGUUUUAACGUCUUUAACUGACCAGUAUGAAUGUUUUAACGUCUUUAACAAACCUGUAUGAAUGUUUUGAUGUCUUUAACUCCCUGUAUGAAUGUUUUGAUGUCUUUAACUUCCCAGUAUGAAUGUUUUGAUUUUUUUAACUUACCAGUAUGAAUGUUUUGACGUUUUUAACUAACCAGUAUGAAUGUUUUCACGUCUUUAACUGACCAGUAUGGCGUCUUUAACUAACCUGUAUGAAUGUUUUGACGUCUUUAACAAACCUAUAUGAAUGUUUUGACGUCUUUAACUAACCAGUAUGAAUGUUUUGAUGUUUUUAACUAACCAGUAUGAAUGUUUUGACGUCUUUAACUAACCUGUAUGAAUGUUUUGAUGUCUUUAUGAAUAUUUUGACGUCUUUAACUAACCUGUAUGAAUGUUUUAACGUCUUUAACCGACCAGUAUGAAUGUUUUAACGUCUUUAACAAACCUGUAUGAAUGUUUUGAUGUCUUUAACUAACCAGUAUGAAUGUUUUGAUGUCUUUAACACCUGUAUGAAUGUUUUGACGUCUUUAACUGACCAGUAUGAAUGUUUUGACGUUUUUAACUAACCAGUAUGAAUGUUUUCACGUCUUUAACUGACCAGUAUGACGUCUUUAACUAACCUGUAUGAAUGUUUUGACGUCUUUAACAAACCUAUAUGAAUGUUUUGACGUCUUUAACUAACCAGUAUGAAUGUUUUGAUGUUUUUAACUAACCAGUAUGAAUGUUUUGACGUCUUUAACUAACCUGUAUGAAUGUUUUGAUGUCAGUAUGAAUGUUUUGACGUCUUUAACUAACCUGUAUGAAUGUUUUGACGUCUUUAACUAACCAGUAUGAAUGUUUUGACGUCUUUAACAAACCUGUAUGAAUGUUUUGACGUCUUUAGCUAACCAGUAUGAAUGUUUUGACUUCUUUAAAUAACCAGUAUGAAUGUUUUAACGUCUUUGACAAACCUGUAUGAAUGUUUUGACGUCUUUGACAAACCUGUAUGAAUGUUUUGACGUCUUUAACUAACCUGUAUGAAUGUUUUAACGUCUUUAACCGACUAGUAUGAAUGUUUUGACGUCUUUAACAAACCUGUAUGAAUGUUUUGACGUUUUUAACUAACCAGUACAUGUUUUCACGUCCUUAACUGACCAGUAUAAUGUUUUGACGUCUUUAACUUACCAAUAUGAAUGUUUUAACGUCUUUAACUUACCAAUAUGAAUGUUUUGACGUUUUUAACUAACCAGUAUGAAUGUUUUGAUGUCUUUAACAAACCUGUAUGAAUGUUUUAACGUCUUUAACAGACCUGUAUGAAUGUUUUAAUGUCUUUAACCGACCAGUAUGAAUGUUUUAACGUCUUUAACAAACCUGUAUGAAUGUUUUGAUGUCUUUAACUUACCGGUAUGAAUGUUUUGAUUUCUUUAACUUAGCAGUAUGAAUGUUUUGACGUUUGUAACUAACCAGUAUGAAUGUUUUCACGUCCUUGACUGACCAGUAUAAAGUUUUGACGUCUUUAACUUACCAAUAUGAAUGUUUUAACGUCUUUAACUUACCAAUAUGAAUGUUUUGACGUUUUUAACUAACCAGUAUGAAUGUUUUGAUGUCUUUAACAAACCUGUAUGAAUGUUUUAACGUCUUUAACAGACCUGUAUGAAUGUUUUAAUGUCUUUAACCGACCAGUAUGAAUGUUUUAACGUCUUUAACAAACCUGUAUGAAUGUUUUGAUGUCUUUAACUUACCGGUAUGAAUGUUUUGACUUCUUUAACUUAGCAGUAUGAAUGUUUUGACGUUUGUAAAUAACCAGUAUGAAUGUUUUAACGUCUUUGACAAACCUGUAUGAAUGUUUUUACGUCUUUAACUUACCAAUAUGAAUGUUUUAACGUCUUUAACUUACCAAUAUGAAUGUUUUGACGUUUUUAACUAACCAGUAUGAAUGUUUUGAUGUCUUUAACAAACCUGUAUGAAUGUUUUGACGUCUUUAACUGACCAGUAUGAAUGUUUUGACGUUUUUAACUAACCAGUAUGAAUGUUUUCACGUCUUUAACUGACCAGUAUGACGUCUUUAACUAACCUGUAUGAAUGUUUUGACGUCUUUAACAAACCUAUAUGAAUGUUUUGACGUCUUUAACUAACCAGUAUGAAUGUUUUGAUGUUUUUAACUAACCAGUAUGAAUGUUUUGACGUCUUUAACUAACCUGUAUGAAUGUUUUGAUGUCAGUAUGAAUGUUUUGACGUCUUUAACUAACCUGUAUGAAUGUUUUGACGUCUUUAACUAACCAGUAUGAAUGUUUUGACGUCUUUAACUAACCAUGAGUAUGAAUGUUUUGACGUCUUUAACAAACCUGUAUGAAUGUUUUGACGUCUUUAGCUAACCAGUAUGAAUGUUUUGACUUCUUUAAAUAACCAGUAUGAAUGUUUUAACGUCUUUGACAAACCUGUAUGAAUGUUUUUACGUCUUUAACUAACCUGUAUGAAUGUUUUAACGUCUUUAACCGACCAGUAUGAAUGUUUUGACGUCUUUAACAAACCUGUAUGAAUGUUUUGACGUCUUUAGCUAACCAGUAUGAAUGUUUUCACGUCUUUAACUUAGCAGUAUGAAUGUUUUGACGUUUUUAACUAACCAGUAUGAAUGUUUUCACGUCUUUAACUGACCAGUAUGAAUGUUUUGACGUCUUUAACUAACCAGUAUGAAUGUUUUGACGUCUUUAACUUACCAGAAUGAAUGUUUUGACGUCUUUAACAAACCUGUAUGAAUGUUUUAAUGUCUUUAACCGACCAGUAUGAAUGUUUUAACGUCUUUAACAAACCUGUAUGAAUGUUUUGAUGUCUUUAACUUACCAGUAUGAAUGUUUUGAUUUCUUUAACUUAGCAGUAUGAAUGUUUUGACGUUUUUAAUUAACCAGUAUGAAUGUUUUCACGUCCUUAACUGACCAGUAUAAUGUUUUGACGUCUUUAACUUACCAAUAUGAAUGUUUUAACGUCUUUAACUUACCAAUAUGAAUGUUUUGACGUUUUUAACUAACCAGUAUGAAUGUUUUGAUGUCUUUAACAAACCUGUAUGAAUGUUUUGACGUCUUUAACUGACCAGUAUGAAUGUUUUGACGUUUUUAACUAACCAGUAUGAAUGUUUUCAUGUCUUUAACUGACCAGUAUGACGUCUUUAACUAACCUGUAUGAAUGUUUUGACGUCUUUAACAAACCUAUAUGAAUGUUUUGACGUCUUUAACUAACCAGUAUGAAUGUUUUGAUGUUUUUAACUAACCAGUAUGAAUGUUUUGACGUCUUUAACUAACCUGUAUGAAUGUUUUGAUGUCAGUAUGAAUGUUUUGACGUCUUUAACUAACUGUAUGAAUGUUUUGACGUUUUAACUAACCAGUAUGAAUGUUUUGACGUCUUUAACUAACCAUGAGUAUGAAUGUUUUGACGUUUUAACAAACCUGUAUGAAUGUUUGACGUCUUUAGCUAACCAGUAUGAAUGUUUUGACUUCUUUAAAUAACCAGUAUGAAUGUUUUAACGUCUUUGACAAACCUGUAUGAAUGUUUUUACGUCUUUAACUAACCUGUAUGAAUGUUUUAACGUCUUUAACCGACCAGUAUGAAUGUUUUGACGUCUUUAACAAACCUGUAUGAAUGUUUUGACGUCUUUAGCUGACCAGUAUGAAUGUUUUCACGUCUUUAACUUAGCAGUAUGAAUGUUUUGACGUUUUUAACUAACCAGUAUGAAUGUUUUCAUACAAAAAACAUUGCAGUAAUAAUGUUUUGAUGUCUUUAACUUACCAGUAUGAAUGUUUUGAUUUCUUUAACUUAGCAGUAUGAAUGUUUUGACGUUUUUAACUAACCAGUAUGAAUGUUUUCACGUCCUUAACUGACCAGUAUAAUGUUUUGACGUCUUUAACUUACCAAUAUGAAUGUUUUAACGUCUUUAACUUACCAAUAUGAAUGUUUUGAUGUUUUUAAUACUGACCAGUAUGAAUGUUUUGACGUCUUUAACUUACCAGAAUGAAUGUUUUGACGUCUUUAACAAACCUGUAUGAAUGUUUUAAUGUCUUUAACCGACCAGUAUGAAUGUUUUAACGUCUUUAACAAACCUGUAUGAAUGUUUUGAUGUCUUUAACUUACCAGUAUGAAUGUUUUGAUUUCUUUAACUUAGCAGUAUGAAUGUUUUGACGUUUUUAACUAACCUGUAUGAAUGUUUUCACGUCCUUAACUGACCAGUAUAAUGUUUUGACGUCUUUAACUUACCAAUAUGAAUGUUUUAACGUCUUUAACUUACCAAUAUGAAUGUUUUGACGUUUUUAACUAACCAGUAUGAAUGUUUUGAUGUCUUUAACAAACCUGUAUGAAUGUUUUAACGUCUUUAACAGACCUGUAUGAAUGUUUUAAUGUCUUUAACCGACCAGUAUGAAUGUUUUAACGUCUUUAACAAACCUGUAUGAAUGUUUUGAUGUCUUUAACUUACCGGUAUGAAUGUUUUGAUUUCUUUAACUUAGCAGUAUGAAUGUUUUGACGUUUGUAACUAACCAGUAUGAAUGUUUUCACGUCCUUGACUGACCAGUAUAAAGUUUUGACGUCUUUAACUUACCAAUAUGAAUGUUUUAACGUCUUUAACUUACCAAUAUGAAUGUUUUGACGUUUUUAACUAACCAGUAUGAAUGUUUUGAUGUCUUUAACAAACCUGUAUGAAUGUUUUGACGUCUUUAACUGACCAGUAUGAAUGUUUUGACGUUUUUAACUAACCAGUAUGAAUGUUUUCAGUCUUUAACUGACCAGUAUGACGUCUUUAACUAACCUGUAUGAAUGUUUUGACGUCUUUAACAAACCUAUAUGAAUGUUUUGACGUCUUUAACUAACCAGUAUGAAUGUUUUGAUGUUUUUAACUAACCAGUAUGAAUGUUUUGACGUCUUUAACUAACCUGUAUGAAUGUUUUGAUGUCAGUAUGAAUGUUUUGACGUCUUUAACUAACCUGUAUGAAUGUUUUGACGUCUUUAACUAACCAGUAUGAAUGUUUUGACGUCUUUAACUAACCAUGAGUAUGAAUGUUUUGACGUCUUUAACAAACCUGUAUGAAUGUUUUGACGUCUUUAGCUAACCAGUAUGAAUGUUUUGACUUCUUUAAAUAACCAGUAUGAAUGUUUUAACGUCUUUGACAAACCUGUAUGAAUGUUUUUACGUCUUUAACUAACCUGUAUGAAUGUUUUAACGUCUUUAACCGACCAGUAUGAAUGUUUUGACGUCUUUAACAAACCUGUAUGAAUGUUUUGACGUCUUUAGCUAACCAGUAUGAAUGUUUUCACGUCUUUAACUUAGCAGUAUGAAUGUUUUGACGUUUUUAACUAACCAGUAUGAAUGUUUUCACGUCUUUAACUGACCAGUAUGAAUGUUUUGACGUCUUUAACUAACCAGUAUGAAUGUUUUGACGUCUUUAACUUACCAGAAUGAAUGUUUUGACGUCUUUAACAAACCUGUAUGAAUGUUUUAAUGUCUUUAACCGACCAGUAUGAAUGUUUUAACGUCUUUAACAAACCUGUAUGAAUGUUUUGAUGUCUUUAACUUGCCAGUAUGAAUGUUUUGAUUUCUUUAACUUAGCAGUAUGAAUGUUUUGACGUUUUUAACUAACCAGUAUGAAUGUUUUCACGUCUUUAACUGACCAGUAUAAUGUUUUGACGUCUUUAACUUGCCAAUAUGAAUGUUUUAACGUCUUUAACUUACCAAUAUGAAUGUUUUGACGUUUUUAACUAACCAGUAUGAAUGUUUUGAUUUCUUUAACUAACCUGUAUGAAUGUUUUGAUGUCUUUAACUGACCAGUAUGAAUGUUUUGACGUCUUUAACUAACCUGUAUGAAUGUUUUGACAAUUUGACGUCUUUAACUAACCUGUAUUAGUUUUGGAUGACGUUUGACGUGCUGAACUAACUAGUAUGAUUGUUUUGACGUCUUGAACUAACCAGUAUGAUUGUUUUGCAGUCUCGUACCAGCCUAGGUAGUGGUAAACCGUACAUAAAUGCUCAGGGAAAACUGGUGCGACCUGGUUCACGUCAUAGUUCGUCUGAUCAUUUCUCUGAUUCUGAACAACGGUUACCGGAACCCGAGGUCCCUACUGGAAGAUCACGUCAAAUGGACAUGGAUAAUGAUGAAAGUAACCUGGUCAGUUAUCUCGUGUAAUACCGAUGGUGUUUUACAACCUGAUGCAACAUCCAGUUAUAUAUACUGCGACCUUCUAAUUGCCGUACAGAAUGAGAACAAAACAAGGAUAUAUUAAUUAAAGGACAAAAGUGCUAUAGCGAUGUAGUUUCAAAGUAGCAUUGUUUCAUAAAGGCUCUUUUUCACUCGUCACAAAACCAACACGCCCGCUGUGAGUGCUUGCAUCUAAUUCAAAUAAGUGAUCGAGGAUUGUGAUUGGAUGAAAGCACUCGAGCUUGAAAGUUGGUUAUUGCGAUAAAUGGAAAAGAGGCUUAAAGCUCUGAAGAAACAGGAAACACUGUUGCGAUAAGAUCGGAAAAUGCUUUUUUGAAUGUGUUCCCUGUCUAUCCUCCCUUGCAAACAUUGUGCAAGGUGGCUGACAUAGCUGGCAUGUUUCCGCUACAGUGAUUCCUAGUUUACUCAGGGUUUCAACACAACAAUCGCCAUUUACUAAAAGAGUUUUAUUUUCAGAAUAAUACGGUUGAUAUUCUGACCGAGAUAGGUUUAAUUGAUAUUCUAUGGGGAUUUUACUCAGCGAGAUUCUUAAAGAAAUUUACGUAUUUUGUACAGUGCCUUUUGAGGAGUGAUUUUUUAGAUUGUAAAAUGUAGUUAGUUUGUAUCUUUUAUAGCAAGUACGAUGUAAUAUUAAUGUUCUAGUGCAGCCUUGUCCCUGGUUGACUUGUAGGAGAAUGAGAAUGAAUGCAGAGAUUAUAAUCUCAUAUUCCCACAGUAUCAAAGAUUGAGAACAUUUUCAUCACAAAACGGUUUAUAUGAUAUACUUUCAACACAGUUAAAAUUAUUUAA